AUGGCCGCACUGACACUUUUCUGGCAAGCUAAAGGUGAACUCUACAAGGAACUACAGAAGUCCAAAUGCUUCAGUGAGAGGCGAACUGCUACAGCAAGUUUGACAGCUGAAGAGAUAUUGAAUUCUUGGCCUGCUGCGGAAGUGGGAAAGGUACUACGUGAAUAUGGAGAAGAAAGCAAUUGGCAAUUUAUUCAGAAUCAAAUUGUUGAAGCUCGUGCACAAGGGGGAUUGCAUACUACAGAUGAACUUGUGCAUCUUAUAUACACUUUUCAGUUGAUUUGUUACAGUAAAAGCCAGCCUGCAACACAGACACCCUACCAACCUGCUCCAGUAGUCCAGCCAUCAAGUGCAUUCUCAUUUUCAAAUUUUAGACAGAUACAACCAGCCUCUUCCAGUGGCUUUGGUGCUAUGCCAAACAUCUUCAGUCAAAGCAGCAUUGGACAUGCCGUGACCUACACAAUCCGUGAUCUUGUUCUUCUUUAG
This is a messenger RNA of Zingiber officinale, 483 nucleotides long. RefSeq names its product ribosomal RNA small subunit methyltransferase H-like. NCBI's taxonomy places the organism in Eukaryota, Viridiplantae, Streptophyta, Magnoliopsida, Zingiberales, Zingiberaceae. Gene Ontology annotation, molecular function: rRNA (cytosine-N4-)-methyltransferase activity. The coding region runs from base 1 to 483 and encodes 160 amino acids. The record is from RefSeq and is a predicted model, not a curated record. Gene Ontology annotation, biological process: rRNA base methylation. The transcript is spliced from 7 exons.